Colletotrichum destructivum is the source of this 2499-nucleotide messenger RNA. Its product is annotated as Putative Luciferase-like domain-containing protein. The transcript has 7 exons. NCBI's taxonomy places the organism in Eukaryota, Fungi, Ascomycota, Sordariomycetes, Glomerellales, Glomerellaceae. The record is from RefSeq and is a predicted model, not a curated record. The coding region runs from base 957 to 2399 and encodes 480 amino acids. Gene Ontology annotation, molecular function: oxidoreductase activity, acting on paired donors, with incorporation or reduction of molecular oxygen; monooxygenase activity.
UCUAGAGAUGGAUGUUUUCCCUGUUUCAUGGGACUAAUUUUGUUCCUCUGAACCUUAAUGAAAUGAAUUCUUCAAGUGUUAAUCUGGCCAUGAAGAUAUGCUGAUGAGGUGAUCCUCGGGCAAGGUGACCGCAGACACUGACCAUGCCUAGAGGUGAAUGUCAAUGGACGAGUGGGACCGCUCAGCAUCGCACCCAAAGAGGCGCUUCCACUUGCCCCUCAUGGAAUAGCACUAUCUGCAUGUCGAUGAUGGGUAAUGCUCAUCCGUCAAUUUGUCGCCAGACGAACAGCAAGUCUCCGGUUGGGCCAGGUCAUCGAAGCUAACAUGACGUGAUGGUCUCGCGUCGAAACUCUGGGCUCCACGACACGCGGUUGCCAGCGGAAACCGUUGGAGCUCUACACUCUUCUCUCACUCGGUCUCUCGGUGUUUCUAUCAAGGUAGCUAGCUGUGCGUCUUGCAGCUUAACCGCCUUUGCAGCCUAAAGUGCCAUUAGCUGUAGAUAAGACAGGGUCCUGAAGAUCUCAUCCGCGGGUGGCAUAGCUCGUACAGGAGCUACCCUGGUCGGAUGGCAGAGUUGGUUGCAUCAGAGUGCGGCAUUGGCGCGGGGUCCGCUAUGUCCGCCAUGCUCGUCGUGCGUCUUGCGUCUUGCGCCACCGAGCCGUCCGGUGGCAUCAUCGCCCCGGCUCCACGGCACCGGACCCACGCCGAACAUCGGGAGGGGCAUUUUGGGGUAACUGGCGACAGAGUCCGGGAUGUCUCCAAGGUGCGUCACGUCACGUCAGGCUGGACGCGACCCCUCCAAAGCCCUAUUGCUACCCCGCGGACAGUUCCUCUCUUUUCCUCUGAACUUACCGCUGUGAUCCAGCCCUUGCAUUCUCCCGUAAUCUUUUGAGACGAACGCAGAGUAUCGCGCAACAAAACCGCAAAGGCAUCAGACCAGAUACAUCCAAGCAACCAUGACCGACACGACAGGAAGCAAGCCAAAGAAGAGCCUCGUGCUCAAUGCCUUCGUGGAGAUGUGCAGCGGGCACCAGUCACCUGGACUCUGGAGGCACCCCGACGACCAGUCGUGGCGCUUCAACGAGAUCACCCACUGGGUCGAGCUCGCAAAGCUGCUCGAGGAGGCCAAGUUCCACGGCAUCUUCAUCGCCGACGUUCUCGGUGGUUACGACGUGUACUCGCAGUCUCUCGACCCUGCAAAGAUCUCUGGUGCUCAAUGGCCCGUCAACGAGCCGCUGGCACCCAUCGCGGCUAUGGCUGCCGUGACGAAGAGCAUCGGCUUCGGCGUGACCGUCUCGACGACAUACGAGCAGCCGUAUCACUUGGCUAGGCGGCUGUCCACUGUAGACCACCUCAGUGGUGGCCGGCUAGGAUGGAAUAUCGUAACCAGCUACCUCGAUUCGGCGGCGAAGAACAUGGGCCUCGCCCAGCAGCCCCAGCACGACGAUAGAUACGCACAGGCCGAGGAGUACAUCAAGGUCAUGUACAAGCUCUUCGAGUCCUCGUGGCGUGACGAUGCCGUCAAGCUCGACCGCAAGUCGGGCGUCUACACCCAGCCCGAGCUGGUGCGCAAGAUCGACCACAACGGGCGCUUCUUCAACGUCCCCGGCCCGCACAUUGUGCAGCCCAGCCCGCAGCGCACGCCGCUGCUCUUGCAGGCCGGCACGUCCAAGGCGGGAAAGCAGUUCGCGGCGCAGCACGCCGAAGCCAUCUUCGUGUCGGCGCACGCGCCCGCCGUGUGUGCCAAGAACAUCGCCGAGAUCCGCCAGCUCGCGCGCGCGGAGUACGGGCGCGACGGGAACGACAUCAAGGUGCUUGCACUCGUGACGCCGAUCCUGGGAGCGACGGAGGAGGAGGCGCAGGCGAAGCUGGCGGACUACCGGCAGUACGCUUCGCACGAGGGUGCGCUGGCGCUGUUCGGCGGGUGGACGGGCAUUGACCUGAGCAAGUACGGCGACGACGAGGAGCUGAGGCAGGUCGAGAGCAACGCGGUCAAGUCAACGGUCGAGGGAUACGCGCGGUUCUCGCCAGGCACAGCCAAGUGGACGAAGCACACGAUCGCCGAGCACGUCAGCAUCGGCGGCAACGGACCCAUCUUCGUCGGUACGGCGGCGCAGGUGGCCGACGGGCUUGAGGCGUGGAUCGAGGAGGCCGACGUCGACGGCUUCAACUUUGCGUACGCCCUCUUCCCGCAAUCGUUUAAGGACAUCAUCGACCUGCUGCUUCCGGAGUUGCGUCGCCGCGGACUGUUCUGGGACGACUACGCCGUGCCCGGCGGCACAUACAGGGAGAACUUCUACCGCAAGAAGGGACAGACGGGGCCGUUGGACGAGCACGUGGCGGCGUCCUACCGGUGGAAAGCGGGUGUUCCGGCAGAGGAGGCCAAGAUUCCGGAAUAAGUGAGGAAGGAAUGGAACGAAUGGGCUAGAUAGGAGGCGAGAGUGGGUGAAAUAGUAAAAGAAUCCAGAAGAUCUAGAAGCUAUUCCGAAGUUUCCUUUU